Messenger RNA from Platichthys flesus (European flounder), 1319 nucleotides. RefSeq lists its product as uncharacterized. NCBI's taxonomy places the organism in Eukaryota, Metazoa, Chordata, Actinopteri, Pleuronectiformes, Pleuronectidae. The record is from RefSeq and is a predicted model, not a curated record. Bases 27 to 878 code for a protein of 283 amino acids. The transcript has 4 exons.
CCUGUUUUUCCAGGUGAGCCUCUCAGAUGGAGUCAGUGUGUGAGCAGCUUCGUGGAGCUCAUGAUGAUGGUGAUGAGGAGGAGGGUGGUAGAGCCAUGCUGUGGUCCCUCCAGGAGGCGCUGGAGAGGCAGACCCUGCAGAUAGGAGCGUCGGCCUGCGGGGCCACGGCCGUGGUGGACGUGCUGAGGGCCCUCGGCGUGGACGUGGCCCCCGAGGAGGCCGAUCGCUGUGUGCAGACUCGCCUGAGGAGGACCGAGUCACCGCUGCCCGACUACCUGCUGUCCCGGAGCGAAGCAGGUGCGACUCACGCUCAGCUUAUCGCGGGAGCAGAGGAGGCCAGUAAAGGCGAGGUGAUGGGUCGCUUCUUCCACCUUCACCCUCGCCGGCAGGUGAAGCUGAUCCCGUGGCUCGCCCGCUGGAUCCGAAGGGGCGCCGUCCCAGUGGCCACCAUGAACCUGCAGCUGUCUGUGCCCGCGGGGGAGGAGGUGCCCGACGCCUGGCACCACCAGCUCAUAUUCGGGGUCGCGCCCAACGCCGUUUUCAUGACGAAUCCUUUAGAUGUAGUAAGCGGGGACGAGGUGCACCAGCGACUCUGCAGUGAAUCGGUGCUGCUGAUUCGUCGAGAAGACGUCCUGCAGCGAUUCAAGCCUGAUUCCUGUAUGUCAGGCUUCUCAGAGGGCCAGUCUGACCCGCGAUGGAAAGACCUGGAUGUUGAGGGUCAGGUGAGUCAGAUGGUCAGAGAAGAGGAGCAGGAGCGCCCCCUGUUGACGCACAUCACGAUCCCUGCAGCGUACAGCUCGGGAGUCACGCUCUUCACCCGGCGACAGUCUGCAGUCGGACAAGAACUCCUGAGCGCCCCCGAACUCCCUCUGUUGUGACUGCACCGGCACACGUGGACUCAAGACUUGAAACCGUAAAAGCUUUUUUAAUGUGAUAUGAGAAAUAAAACUGAUACUGUGACAUUUUGUGGAGCAGAAACUGACGAAUAAGUAGUUUCACCGUCAUCCAUGUACAUUUUCAUCACUGUUAUCUUUUUAUUAAGGUGUAGAAACCUCUCGAGUUGCGUUAGGCAAAGUGUCCAGGAUAAAAAUCAUUUAUCUGAUCUGUUUAGAAAUCGCGUCCAUCAUUUCUCACAACAGCGAUUCUGUGUAAUUCAGAGUUGUUACUAAAAUAUCUAGUAUCUGAUUCACGUUGUUUAUCUGCAGCUCACUGUGGUUGCCUCUUAUCUCGGCCAAGACUCACUUCAUGAAGAUAUUUUUAAUCUCGGGGGCUUAAAAAAGCACAAUGCUGAAAAUAAAGCGAUAAAGAGCCAAGCAUCA